UGUUAGUAACAAUUACAUAUAUAUCAAAUCUAACAAAUCCAACAUUAACGUGGCACUUGGCUCCCACAAAAUACAACCCAAAGAAAAAGGUACUUGUACCCAAUUAGGCAAUUACCCCACAAACUUGUGAUCAUCAAUAAUAAAGACACUACACUCAGCUUACUAGCUACUCUUACUACAACACUAAACAAAAAAUCAGGGGAAAUUUAGAGUAGGGAAGAAAAAAACAUGGCAAGUGAGGCAACUUCACCAAAAAUUCCAACAAUUCAGCUAAGUCAUGGUGGAGUGUCAAUGCCUGUUUUGGGUCUAGGCAUGGCCUAGAACCCUCCGGUACCCGAUGAAGUAACAAAAGAUGUCGUGUUAGACGCGGUGGAAGUAGGCUACCGGCACUUUGACACGGCUACCAUCUAUUUCACUGAAAAGGCUCUAGGGAAGGGCAUUUCUGAGUUGCUUAAACGUGGGAUGGUUAAGUCAAGAGAGGACCUCUUUAUCACUUCUAAGUUGUGGGUUAGUGUUGGACAUCCUAACCUUGUUGUUCCUGCUCUCAAAACUAGCCUACAGAACAUGAAGUUGGACUACUUGGAUCUAUACCUUAUACAUUGGCCUGUAAGCGCCAAGCCAGGACCACCCGCCUAUCCCAUUAAGAAGGACGAGUUCCUUCCUUUUGACAUCAAGGGUGUGUGGACUGCCAUGGAAGAGUGCCAACGACUUGGCGUCGCCAAAGCCAUUGGUGUUAGCAAUUUUACAAAAAAGAAGCUUAAACAGCUUAUGGCAACUGCAACCAUACCACCAGCAGUCAACCAGGUGGAAGUUAACCCUACAUGGCAACAAAAGGAACUAAUAGACUUCUGCAAGGAGAAAAGAAUAAUAGUAACAGCAUACUCGCCGUUGGGUGGCCCUCUUGGAGGACACAACGGAGUAAUGGGAUCCGAUAUACUCAAAGACAUAGCAAAGGCUAAAGGAAAGAGUGUUGCUCAGGUUGCACUGAGGUGGGCAUAUGAGCUUGGCAUUACAGUCGUCGUGAAGAGCUUCAAUAAAGACAGGAUGAAACAGAACCUUGAAAUUUUCGACUUUGAACUGAGCUCAGAUGACCAUGAGAGGAUUUGUUGUAUCCCACAAGGCAGGACAUGUGAUGGACUGGAUUACACUUCACCUUUAGGUCCUAUAUAUACAAUUGAGGAGCUUUGGGAUGGUGAAAACUGAUUGCCAUAAUUUCUAGCCCAUAAGUUCUUGCUUCCUUAGUUCGCAAUUUAGGACUGUUUAAAACUCGCUUUAUCAAGUGUUUAGUAGUUACUAUAUUUAUGAAUAAGUUGUGAACAAG
This is a messenger RNA of Chenopodium quinoa (quinoa), 1321 nucleotides long. RefSeq names its product non-functional NADPH-dependent codeinone reductase 2-like. Gene Ontology annotation, molecular function: aldose reductase (NADPH) activity. The coding region runs from base 463 to 1203 and encodes 246 amino acids. NCBI's taxonomy places the organism in Eukaryota, Viridiplantae, Streptophyta, Magnoliopsida, Caryophyllales, Amaranthaceae. The record is from RefSeq and is a predicted model, not a curated record. The transcript is spliced from 4 exons. Gene Ontology annotation, cellular component: cytosol.